AUGGAUGCCAAAACUAGGCUGCGCAAGGCGUGCGAUGCCUGCAGCAUCCGUAAGGUGAAGUGUGAUGCUAGCGGCCCGCCUUGCCGGUCAUGUGCUGGCUUGGACAUCCCUUGUACUUACGAACGACCAAGUAGACGUCGUGGGCCUCCAAAUCGCCAUGCGGAAGCCUUGAAGAAGCAAAAGCUCGAGGCACCACCUGAUGCCUCACCGGCUAGUUUAAGUGACGUCCCGUCGGUGUCAACGCCCCAAGCUUCAACGCCCACAGCGCCUCAAUUACCGCCUCCAUAUUUCCCAACCUCUGCUGAGGCAAUAUGCUCACUCCACACAGUGCAAUUGUUGAUUGAUGAUUUCUUCACAUACAUCCACCCCUUGGUUCCAAUUCCUCAUGAACCAACUUUUCGAGCGGCUUUUGAGCGCCGAGAAGAUACUACCAGUGGCACCUUCCUCGCUCUACUCGCUUCCAUGAUUGGUUUUCUCGUUGCCUCUUUCCCCCGGCGACCCAAAUUACGACUAAACACCGAAGCCGAGCGUUUCGCGUUUCCGAACUCGAUUGCUCUAGUAAAAAGAUGCCAUGAUGUUGCAACCCAGGCUCGGGGUACUGGAUACCUCGACCGAAAUGCAACAGUGUAUGAUGCAGCAAUUAGCUAUUUCCUGGGCGUCUGUGCUGGUUACGUGUAUAGCAUGCGUCGGUGUCGCCUUUACUUAGCAGAAUGUCGGACUAUGCUACAAGUUUACGACUUAUGCCGCUCUCCUACCAAUAAUCCCCGCAUCUCAUCUUUGAAUGCCACCAGUCCAGUUUCGAAUGCGUCAGCCAUGUCUGCAGAUCAAUCCCCAAAAAGCCUCACAGAUAACCAGCAAUGGGAUUUAAUCUCCCAGGAACUUGGCCGUCGUCUUUUUUACGUCUGCUUAGUUGGAUAUCAGUCGCUGCUUCAGCUUGGCUCAUCUGACAUCAAGAUGCAUGUGGCCCCGGAGACCCCGACAGAUCGCUACCCCCCUUUCCCACUCGAGGUUGACGACGAGUUCCUCUUCCCCACAUUUUCCAACCAGCAACCCACAGAUCGAGUAUCUCGUCUCGUUGGAUUUAAUGCAAACAUACGCGUCUACAGUUCAUAUAAUACGUUGCUGGCCUGGGAGACUGCCUUUGGCAGCGGCCAGAUAUUCAACUGGGAACACCAGCGUUCAAGCCUUUGGGAUUGUCUUCAAAAAGUCAAGUCCGCUCUGUUCGAAGUUCCCGUUGAGUUAUCGCUCUUUCACCCAAAACAGGCACCUCCUAGAUUCUCCGGGAUCGGCGAAGAUGGUUCCGUUUUUAAUUUUCCAGAUGACCAUAUCAACCAGGAGAAGCGAGCCAUACAAUACGAGAUUCAAAAAGCCAAUAUUUAUGCCAGUCAAUUGUGCACUCGGUCUUGGCUCGUCGAAAAAUACUGGAAUCUAUUUGAAGCCUACGCUAGGCAUGGCGACCCCGCCAGCCUAAAUACCAUCAACACAGCACCAAACAUUAAAAAUGAAGGCUCUUCAGAUACACAGCCCGAAUCUACAUCGAAAACGCCCUCUGAGGUAUCAUCACAGUCUGUCGCACACGCACAGACAGACUACAUCGGUCGUAUGAUGGCUCAAGAGCGAAAGCUAGUAAUCAAAGAUUUGUUCGUGCUCCUACGAACCGUCAAUGAACUCAACAUGGAGCCAAAUGGCGCUAGUAUCACAGGCAAAAUUCGCCAAGUGGCAUCCACCCUCCUCAAUACACCCUACUACUCCAAAUUUAAUAUCCCAUCAUCAGGCUCGACCCCAGCCGCUGACCCUUUCACAAAAGAAUCAUCAAUCAACGCUAUCAAUGCUCACACAUCAUCUGGUCUUCAUGUACUCACUACCGCCGAAGCUGAAUCUUACCUCCACGCUUUCAUCGAUACACUACUUCGCCUUGAAGGCUACUCCUAUGCGACCACAGAUCCCGGAAGCGCGACCGAGAGUGUCAGUCCACAAGCCAACGGUCGUGCAAUGAGCUACUUAAGCGAUUACGAGAGAGACCAAGAAGAACUAAGCCAGUGGGCUAGUUUGAAGGAGUACCAGCAGAAAUUUGCCGAGGCAGGAGGUGUCUUAUCUGAACUGUGA
Messenger RNA from Penicillium angulare, 2106 nucleotides. RefSeq lists its product as uncharacterized. Gene Ontology annotation, molecular function: sequence-specific DNA binding; DNA-binding transcription factor activity, RNA polymerase II-specific; zinc ion binding. NCBI's taxonomy places the organism in Eukaryota, Fungi, Ascomycota, Eurotiomycetes, Eurotiales, Aspergillaceae. The coding region runs from base 1 to 2106 and encodes 701 amino acids. Gene Ontology annotation, cellular component: nucleus. The transcript has 3 exons. Gene Ontology annotation, biological process: positive regulation of transcription by RNA polymerase II. The record is from RefSeq and is a predicted model, not a curated record.